CGUAGAAGGCAUUGCCGAAUCUUGCUCGAUAUCUGAUGUGCCACCAGAUUCGCGAAAUAAUGUGGUUUGUGUUUGCUAAGCUGUCGCACCAGGGGAAGUAUAUAUAUACGAAUCGGAUAGGGGCUUACGUUAGGCGGUGUAUUGUCUAUGCCACCAGAUAAUGGGAGUAAGUUGGGCGUUGGGCUGUCGCUAGGUGUCGAGUAUAAUUGCCCCCUUUAAUGGAGGCUCACGGUCACCUCGGCUCACACUAUUCCUUUUUGCCAAGCUUAUCAGAAAGCAUAGGUAGAUUAGAGGAUAUAGGGGGUAAACCCGAAUACCCAAGACGACAAUAAAGCCAAGCACCUAGGUAGGUAAAGCUAAAGCCAAUGACAGACAUCCUCAGAACAACCCGGGGCAGCGACGGCCGUCAGACGACCCAGACAAUCACCCUGCCGCCCCAAACAACCCCCUUCGCACCCCCCCAACCCCAACACCACAACAGCAAUAGCGACAGCAACAGCGAUGACUCCGACAGCAACCAAAACACCGACAACACCGCCAUGCCCCCCUCCUGCUCCCUCUCCGUCUUCUGCCCGCACGUAUCCCAGCUCACCUUCUCGCGCGCCACCUCGGCGCACUGGCCGCACCUCCUGCAAAGCCAGGCGUGCCUCGCCGUGCAGACGACCACGGCCCUGUGGACCGCCGGCAGCACCGUCCGCACCGUCACGGCCGUCGGCUACAACGCGGACUGCUGGCCCCCGAACUACUUCAGCGUCUUCGACAACGAGGAGGGCGUGCUGCGCGGCGUGGGGCCCGACGACGACGACGGGGAGGGGGGGGGGGGCGGCACGGCGCAGGUGGUGGUGGUGGGCGACGUCUCGACGGCCGCGUUCCCCGGGAGCGAGUGUCUGAGGGGGUGGACCACGGCGUGCGCGACUGCCGUCACCGAGAGUAGUAGCAGCGGCAGCGGCAGCGGCGGUGGCGGGAAAACGUACCCGCAGGCGUGGUGCUGUCCCCCGGGCGAUUGGAGCUGCGCUACGGCCAGCACUACCACUACCGCCGCCGCCAACGGUAAGAGAAAAGCAGGAGAACCCCCGCAGCGCCUGUGCCGCAGCACCCUCACGGGCCCCGACACCCAGAUCUGGAUGUCGUGGGACCCGCCGUACACGGACGCGUCGCGCGAGGCGUACACGUGGAGCGUGGAUGUGCCGGGGGAGACGGACCCGGCGCUCGCGGCGGUGGUUUAUAGGAAGGUGUUUCCGCUUGCGUUGACGGUGGAUGCUGGUACUGAUGCUGCUGCUGCUGCUGCUGCUGCUACGACGACGACGGAAACAGCAACAGUGACACGACAGCAGAAUGGUGGUGGUGGGGAUGGGGAUGGGGAUGGGAAAGUGGUAGCAGCUACGGCUACGUCAGGGGCGGGGGUGGCGAGGAGGGCGGAGAUACUGCCGCUGCCGCUGCCGCUGGCUGGUGGCAGAGCUAUGCUUGUGUCGUCGUCGUCGUCGUCGUCGCGGUGCGCGGCUACUGGAUUGCUGGGGGUCGUUGCUGUGGCGGCGCUGCUGGUAGUAGUUCUGGUGCUUGGGUUUGUGGUGGUGGUGGUGUGGCGGAAGAGGGGGGUGGGGAGGUGUUGUGAGGCGGGGAAAAUGAGGAAGGGGAAGGAGGAGGAGAUGGUACUACAGACACGGGACGUAAAGUCUACUUGAAGUAGGCUGGUUGUAAGGGGAAUCAUAAGCUUGUUCUCUCCUUUCUCUUCUCUCGCUUAGCCUACCCCCUUUUCCCCAAUGAGAUCUGGGGCGUUGCUGAUGGCUAGCUUGGUAAAUGAGUCAAUUUGUUUGUCAGUGAUUUCAGAGAACAUUGGUAAUAGAAUAUGUUUUGAGUCUUAUAUUCGCUUCGGCGGAAAAGAAAAAGGUUUGUUGGAACUCAAGACUUCUUUUGUUUCUCUCUUCAUAGGAAUUUUGUGAGAGUAGGCAAAUAAGUUACGCCAUCAACGCCAAGUCGCCAGUUCAUCAAAUGUCCCUGGGAGAAAGAGUAGCUAUCCAGGUAAAAUCUCCG
Molecule: messenger RNA, 2031 nt
Organism: Hypoxylon fragiforme
Lineage: Eukaryota; Fungi; Ascomycota; Sordariomycetes; Xylariales; Hypoxylaceae
Exons: 1
Coding region: 366-1682 (438 amino acids)
Source: RefSeq, a predicted model, not a curated record